Molecule: messenger RNA, 549 nt
Organism: Phytophthora infestans T30-4
Lineage: Eukaryota; Oomycota; Peronosporomycetes; Peronosporales; Peronosporaceae
Exons: 6
Coding region: 1-549 (182 amino acids)
Source: RefSeq, a predicted model, not a curated record
AUGAUCAUCCUCGUGGACGACGGCGCCGGGAUCUUCGUCGCUCAUAAACGCGCCGAAUACAAAUCCGCAGCCGUUCUGAGCGGCAUAAACGGCGCUUUUGCUCCCGGUGCCAAGCAUCCAGAGCUCCGGAGAAAACGCGCGAAAGAAAGCCCCGCACACUCAGCGGGCCGCAACGCCGAGCGCAAAUCUAAGCAUGGGCGCCUGUCCCGGACUGCUACCACGGUAGCCGAUGCUCCUUCACCUCAGGUCGGCAUUGCGGCGAGAGCACGUCCCGUCGAUCCUAUUCUAUUAAUUAUGUGGCAUCUCAACAUAUUGCGACUUUCUGUUGAUGCCGCCAGCCAUCUGGAUGUCGCCAAUAAUGUCCCUCCUCACUGGAUGUCAGCGCAGCCGCCAAACAUCAUCAUGACGACUUUUACACACGACCUAUGCUACAACCUCAGGGCGACUUUCUGCAAGCGGCGGCAGCACGGUUUCCACAAAACCAACCGAACCAACCGAACCAAGGAAUCGCUACACUGUAUGUUAUUCGGUCGGACAGACGUCAAGUGA